CAGGUCGCAGAUCAGUAAUUAUAAAGACUAUGGUCAUUGCGUUGCCGUUUGCCUGUCACUUCUAUACACACAACCAAGUUGCAUCCCGCCAAAUCUUACUUUGAUCAAUUGCACGAACACCCAGAUCAGUAAUCCAGCAAGCUCAUCCUAAUCACCUCUCCCUUCAAUAUCCCUAUCGCCAUCAUGCCUCUCACUCUCCAGGUCCCUGACGAGUACGGCUACGUCCUCCUCGUCGCCGCCUCAACCUUCUUCAUCAACACCACCCACGUCCUCCUGACGAGCAAGUACCGCAAGGCCAGCGGCCUAGUCUACCCGGCCCCCUACGCCUCCAACGAGCAGGCCGACAAGGACCCCAAGGCAUACCAGUUCAACUGCGCACAACGCGCCCACGCAAACUUCACCGAGAACCAGCCCUCCUUCCUCGGCGCCCUCCUCAUCUCCGGCCUGCGCUUCCCCGUCGCCAGCGCCGUCCUGGGCGCCGGCUGGACCCUGUCCCGUAUCCUCUACGCCUUUGGCUACACAAGCGGCGCUGGCCCCAAGGGCCGGACUCGUGGCUCCAUUGGUUCCUUCCUCUUCGACACCGCCCUCAAGUUCACGUCCACAUACACCGCUCUCGCCAUGAUUAUGAAUUGGUAAAGGGGGCUUCGCACCUCGGUACGCUGUUUGUGGAUUACGAUCCAAUCUCUUGCUUUACGAGCCGCUGUAAAAUCAUACAAAGAAUGUUGGGGAUAGACGACUAUCAUGUCCCACAGUAAAGUCCUAGUGAACCGACCCAUUGCUUUAAUAAUCGCUGCGUACAACCGUGACUAUUAU
Colletotrichum acutatum is the source of this 813-nucleotide messenger RNA. Its product is annotated as MAPEG family protein. Gene Ontology annotation, cellular component: membrane; nuclear envelope; endoplasmic reticulum. The record is from RefSeq and is a predicted model, not a curated record. Lineage: Eukaryota; Fungi; Ascomycota; Sordariomycetes; Glomerellales; Glomerellaceae. Gene Ontology annotation, molecular function: glutathione transferase activity; glutathione peroxidase activity. Bases 184 to 636 code for a protein of 150 amino acids. The transcript has 4 exons.